AUGGCGCAUGCGAUGCCUAGUCCGACUACGGUUUGCGUAGACGGCAUAUCCUUCGCCGCUCUAGGGAUCUCAUGGGACCGGGUUACGCAUGUUGAAGCCUCUGAGUUCCAGAUGGGCUGCUGUCUUACACUUUUCCGCGAUGCUCAGGCGAUGACCCACUUCACCCUCAAGACAUUAUGGCUCUAUGACGAUAUACCACCUGAUUUCUCCAUACCCAUAGUACACACCGCUCUCCGAGCACUCAAGAUUCAUGACGGCGGACACGUUGGUCCUCUUCUCGAUGCUCUCCAGCUGCCAUCUCUGGAAGAAAUCUCUGGACGAUCACAGCACUGA
Cyclocybe aegerita is the source of this 333-nucleotide messenger RNA. Lineage: Eukaryota; Fungi; Basidiomycota; Agaricomycetes; Agaricales; Hemipholiotaceae. The record is from the annotation of a GenBank genome assembly.